AUCAAGGCUGGACUCUGCGGCUUCUCACUGGCUGACGGCUGCUGCCCCUAUAACUUGGAGGAUAACAAGACGUUGAUGCUUGUCAGUCGCCAGGCUCAAAAAUGUAUAAGCCGAUCCUCUUCUUCCCCCUGCAUAAUAUGCGACCUGCAAGAUCGGCUAUACCAAUGUCAAUAUGUCUAACAGCAUUGCAAUGCGGGACAUGGGCCCUAUGCGUCCACUCGCGGAGGACGUUAACCCACUAGAAGCCCAAGCCUCGUUUCCAGGUGCAUCAACACAGGCUCGAAAUCAUAUGGAUAACGACUCAAAUCGACCCUCGGCUACAGAACUCGGAGAGUCACAAUCAGAGCCUCCGGGAGAUACACGGCACAACAGUCAUCACGAAAUCCAUGGCGACCAUGACGAUGAUAACGAUCAUGAGGACCGCGAGAGGAGACGGCGGGCAGCGGGACCGUUCAAGAAUCCCCGCGUCAACACCGAGACAAGCAUUUCGGAAGAAAGGGGGACCGGGCCACUGGGCGUGUUCGACAUAUUCGCAUUCAUUGCCAACAAGAUGAUUGGAACGGGGAUUUACACGGCUCCUGCAUCUGCUUUCUUGCUUACGGGGAGGAAGAACAUAACACUGGGUCUCUUUGGAGUUGGGUUCUUUUACUCACUGAUCAGCACAUUCCUCUACCUUGAUUUUGCUGCCGCGUUUCCAUACACUGGGGGUGAAUUGGUUUAUAUCAGUGAGAUGACGGCCUAUUCCGGAAUACGAGAAUCAUCACCGACACAAGGGCAAGUUGACAUGACCCCGAGCCCUCCCCGAUGGCGCAAGACGAAAAGGAUAUUUGGAGAUGGACUCCUGGCCUAUGUCGCCUACUCCAUCUUAUUUGUCGCAUUCUUCAACUCCGGAACCAACAGUAUGCAAACUGGACGUCUGGUCCUACUUUGCGUCAAUGCCGGAGAUGUUGACGAGAAUGGCAUGACGCCCGAUGUCAACCGAGAUCUUGUCCGCUUCCUUGGGAUCGUGGUACUAUCGGUGAUAUGUCUACUACAGUACUUCUCUCCCUCUGCAGGCAGAAGGCUGAACCGAGGUUUUGCUGCGAUCAAAAUACUCACGCUUAUUGCCCUCAUCGGUGUCGCUGGCAACACGGCCCGAGUGAGACGUCAAAACAACGAGGGACAUGCAGCCGAGUGGCAAGAGGAAAACCCAGUAACAAGCCCUUUGAGUUUCGCAAAGGCCAUUCUCGCGGUCCUGUUCAGCUUUGAAGGUUGGGAAAACGCUACAUUUGUUGCCGGCGAGAUACCCCGACAUCAGCACAAGAUCCUGCAAAAAGGCUUCAUCAUCGCCGUAGCGGUGGUCGGUGUCUUGUAUCUGGCUGUUGUUUCCGCAGUGCUUGAUGCUCUGAGUUGGGCUCAACUGAAUGAACAACGGACUAACGUAAAUUACGCGCCUUUGCUGACGGGUAAUGGCACGGCUGCGCGACGUGGCUGGGCCAUAAUGGCGGCUAUUUCUUCUCUUGGCAGCCUAAACUCCAUCAUAUACACAUUUAGCAGGGUCAAGCAAGCCAUUGGUCAAGCCGAUAUCCUACCCUGGUCCAAAGUCUGGAAAAAGGACGACAACAUGGACAGGGCCCGCGAUGUGAGCGUACAGGAGACACGAAACCCUACCAAUCCACAGCACUACAUUCACAAAUCGCCCCAGGGAGGGCUACUGAUCCACUGGACUAUGUCGGUAGUUGUGAUUGCUGGAAGCUCGGCCACAGCAAACACCAUUGAGUCGCUUGGCAUCCCAGGAUACAUACAAACCUACGUUCACGUCUUCGUUCUCUUCACCCUAGCUCUCGUCUCCUUCCGCCUCCCCGGCCGCGAAAGAGCCCUAGCAACCCUCACGCAACAACCAAUAAAAAGCAUACUCCGUCCCUCCGAGCUCACAAACCCCUUCGCCAAAUCCAUCUGGUACCUCUUAUGGCUCCUUUACAUAUUAAUGAACCUCACCAUCAUCGUCGUGAACCCAGUCCCGCCUUACUCCGGCUCCGACGGCAGCAACGUCUCGUUUCCCGGCUGGGGCUUCCCCGCCAUCCUCUUCAGCGUCCUCGCCUUUGCAAUCUCGUACUACCUCGUCAUCUUCUGUCCCCUGCCGCGGGAAUAUCCCCCAAAUCAACCCCUCGAUGCCCCCACUCCGGAUGAUCAGAUUCCCACACGGUGGACACGAAACCCCUUGCACGCCGCUGGCAUCAGGGCCAAGAUCGAGUUUGACAAGGACUACAACGAGGCUCUGCCGCGGGUGUUUCGGUUUGGUCGUCGGUGGCGGGUGGUUUACUCGAUUGAGGGCGAUCGCGACGGGGAGGAAUAUGAUUCCUCUACGACCAAGUUGUUUCUGUACUGGCUUUUUGGGGGUGAUCGUCUGAAGGAGUCUCCCCCGCGAAGAUUCUGGGAGUGGUUGAGGGAACGGGCGCAUUUUCGGUGAUAAAGGGAAGGGUUGGCAUGGCAACGGCUUAGGACCCACUUACCCCUGAAUCUUCCCCCUGCGAUUAUUCACAAUACGCAACACCUUAAUGUAGGAUUUAAUAAAUCAAAACGCGUGGGACUACGUGCGUUGUUAAAAACGUUUUUUUUGGGGGGGGGGAGG
This is a messenger RNA of Podospora pseudocomata, 2611 nucleotides long. RefSeq lists its product as uncharacterized. Bases 173 to 2449 code for a protein of 758 amino acids. Gene Ontology annotation, biological process: amino acid transmembrane transport. The transcript is spliced from 8 exons. Gene Ontology annotation, molecular function: L-amino acid transmembrane transporter activity. NCBI's taxonomy places the organism in Eukaryota, Fungi, Ascomycota, Sordariomycetes, Sordariales, Podosporaceae. The record is from RefSeq and is a predicted model, not a curated record. Gene Ontology annotation, cellular component: membrane.